AUGGCGGGGCUCGGUACGGUGCGGUGCUUAUUUCGAAGCUACUCUCGAGUGAAAAAUGCUCAGAGGAGCCACCAAAUGUUGGUCAGAUGCAGCGGCAGGACGCUUUGUAGCGGGACACAAGAUACCGCCCCCUCAGACCAUGCAAAGCCCCAGUACACAGAUCCAGCCGUGCAGGACAUUCUCACCAGGAUAACAGGCCUGGACCUGCAGAAAGUGUUCCGGCCCAUUAAAGAGGAGCUGACGCCGCCCACUUACAAACUCAUGACCGAUGAUCAGCUGGCGCAGGCGGUGGAGUUAGCCACAGAGCAGGCUCAGAAGCUGCUCCAGAUGCCCCCUGUCUUACCAGAGAGGAAGCCCAUCGACGAUGUGCUGUCAGAGGACAAGAUCCUGGACGGCAUGAGCAAAGCCAAAUACGUCUUCACUGAUAUCACCUUCAACAUCCCACACAGGGAGAGGUUCAUUGUUGUACGAGAACCCAACGGGACUCUUAGGAAAGCAAACUGGGAGGAGAGAGACCGGCUCAUUCAGGUCUAUUUCCCCAAGGAAGGCCGCAAAAUCACACCACCUCUCAUCUUCAAGGAGGAGAACCUCAAGAUGGUGUUUUCUCAGGACCGGCAUGAAGACGUGUUGAACCUGUGUCUGGUCCAAUUUGAACCCGACUCUCCAGAAUACAUCAGGGUGCAUGCAGCUACUUACGAAGAUUUGGACAAGCAUGGCAAAUAUGAGCUGCUGUCCUCCACCAGACACUUUGGGGGCAUGGCCUGGUACCUAGUGAACGCUCGCAGGGUGGACGGGCUCGUUGUGGACAUGCUGAAGAGAGAGCGGUUCCAGGAUGCAGUGAGCCUUGUGUCCUUGUUCCACAUGGCUCACCCUCACAGUGAGUCAGCCCAGGAAGCUGCCAGCCAGCAAGCCACUGGCACUGACCUACUGAAGAUCUAUGCCCAGAAGGAGUCGCAGAGGUCGGGCUACAUCGAGCUGGCCCUGCAGGCGUAUGAACAGACUGCUGCUAACAGCUCGGCCGUCUGACUGGACCUCUCUUAAAUACAGAUAUGCAAAUCCAUCCAUGACGAGGAACUACACCUACAACCAGAAAGGACAGCGUGAAAUUUGCCUCCCAUAUCUGAAAUACGAUAGCAUUCACUUCUGUCACUGUUUGGGAUGAAGAAAAAAAAAAGUGCUUCAUUAGUGAGAGAAUGCCACUUCACAGCAGUCAGUUUGAACAAUUUACAUGGAAACCUGUUAUAUGGAGAGAAAUGAUCUUCUUAUGUAUUCUACUCGGAGCUCCGCGUCAAAGCAAAUGUGUCAAGUUAAAGAUGUACAUAACAAAAUAAAAAAAAUCGUUUGUA
Scomber scombrus (Atlantic mackerel) is the source of this 1346-nucleotide messenger RNA. RefSeq names its product mitochondrial ribosomal protein S22 (gene mrps22). Gene Ontology annotation, molecular function: structural constituent of ribosome. The transcript is spliced from 8 exons. Gene Ontology annotation, cellular component: mitochondrial small ribosomal subunit. The record is from RefSeq and is a predicted model, not a curated record. The coding region runs from base 1 to 1026 and encodes 341 amino acids. NCBI's taxonomy places the organism in Eukaryota, Metazoa, Chordata, Actinopteri, Scombriformes, Scombridae.